Dunckerocampus dactyliophorus (ringed pipefish) is the source of this 4341-nucleotide messenger RNA. RefSeq names its product cysteine-serine-rich nuclear protein 3 (gene csrnp3). The transcript is spliced from 5 exons. Lineage: Eukaryota; Metazoa; Chordata; Actinopteri; Syngnathiformes; Syngnathidae. The coding region runs from base 322 to 2028 and encodes 568 amino acids. Gene Ontology annotation, molecular function: sequence-specific DNA binding; DNA-binding transcription factor activity, RNA polymerase II-specific. Gene Ontology annotation, biological process: regulation of transcription by RNA polymerase II. Gene Ontology annotation, cellular component: nucleus. The record is from RefSeq and is a predicted model, not a curated record.
GUCAGGCUGGCGGUGCCUCCAUUCAGCCUCCUUCCUUGCUUCCUUGCAGCAGCUAAUGAGUCUUUGUGCGGAUGGAAAGAGUGACAUUGUGACAAAGAGGGGUGAAAGUGUGAAAGAUGUCAUCUUCUUAAUAAAGUAUCCACACACCCCCCCUUUGGUUUUGGCCAUGAUGAACCUGGGGGGGGUCACUAGCAGUCAGUGGAGUGAGACCAACAUGGGAUGCUCCUCAUCCAUCAUGCUGCUUUUUUAAACGUGCUGUGAGAGGAAGGUGAAAGGAGUCGGGAGUCGGCCACUGGAAGCAGGUGCAGAUGUGUCAAGGCCAUGAGCGGAAUACUGAAAAGGAAAUUCGAGGAGGUGGAAGCCGCCUCCUCCCCGUGCUCCUCCUUAAGGGAGUCUGAUGAUGAAGUAUCCUGCAGCGAGAGCGGGAAUAGCAGCGACAGCAUUAACCCAUCUGCCUCUGGUCCUUUCACCCCCGGCUCCAUCCUGAAGCGGGAGAAGCGUGUGUGCACGCGGCGGGUGCACUUUGAGAAGGUCACGGUGUACUACUUCAGCCGGCGCCAGGGCUUCACCAGCGUGCCCAGCCAGGGGGGCAGCACGCUGGGCAUGUCCAACAGGCACAGCUGGGUCAAGCAGUACUCGCUGGGGGAGUUUGCCAUGGAGCAGGAGAGGCUCCACAGAGACAUGCUGAGAGACCACCUCAAGGAGGAGAAACUCAACUCCAUCAAGCUCAAGUUGACCAAGAACGGCACAGUCGAGUCCGAGGAGGCCAACACGCUGACGGCGGAGGACAUCUCCGACGACGACAUCGACCUGGACAACACGGAAGUGGACGAGUACUUCUUCCUGCAGCCACUCACCACCAAAAAGAGGCGGGCCCUGCUCCGCUCCUCGGGCGUCAAGAAAAUCGACGUAGAGGAGAAGCAUGAACUUCGGGCCAUUCGAAUGUCCCGGGAGGACUGCGGCUGUGAUUGCAGAGUCUUCUGUGAGCCUGAGACCUGCGCCUGCAGCAAUGCAGGAAUCAAGUGCCAGGUGGAUCGCAUGUCCUUCCCGUGCGGCUGCAGCAAGGAAGGCUGCAGCAACUCCAGCGGCAGAGUGGAGUUUAAUCCCAUCCGCGUUCGGACGCACUUCCUGCACACCAUCAUGAAGCUGGAACUGGAGAAGAGUCGCGAGCAGGAGCAAGCGUCCACCCCCAACGGUUACCAUGGCAACGACAGCACCGCCACCAACCCUCUGGUUCUGUCUCAGCACAGGCUGGACUUCACGCUGUCGGACGCCGUUCCCCAAAGCACCGGUGUGCACCUGCAGACGUCGGACGAGAUGGAGGCACCGCUGGAGGAGGACGAGGACGAUGACGAUGACGAUGAUGAGGAGGAGGAAGAGGAGGAGGAGGAUGAGGAGGAAGAGGAGAAUGAGGACGAGGAGGACAGUAGCAGCGUUUUCAGCGGCAUUUCAGACUCCAGCACUCAGAGUUUAGCCAACAGCGACUCAGAGGAGGAUGAAGACGAGGAUGAAGACGAGGAGAGGUCAGACACGUGCCACACGGAGGCGCCGUUGGCGUCCGUCUUGUGUUACGACAACCACAUGAACGGAAGCACUUAUUUAAUCAACUCCUCCCCUGCUGACUACUAUCAGCUGGGCACCUCUAGCUCCGCCCCAAAUGGCCAAAGCAGCCAAUCGGGCGAGGCCUACGGGGACACCUUAGCAUUCCCAGAGCCAAUCGGCAACCCCCAAACCCAGCAGGGCGUCUUCCCCAAUCAGGAACAAUACUCCACGCAUUGUAAUCUGAGUACUAAUGUAUCCCAUUACACCACACCUGAGCAGGACAAGCCGUCCCAAGUGGAUUUUGCGGACCCGUCCCAGAACCAGACGCAGUUUCACAACUACCUGAACAAUAACGUUCCCUUCAGCCCCCGUGGCUCGUGUGCGAGCUCCGAGCCGCCGCCGCAGCCGAACGUCAACAUCAACGCACAUCCCGACCUCAGCUUGCUAGCCAGCAGUACCAAGAACCUGUCCUUACCCGCCCUGUGAAGACACGCCAGGACCCUCGACAACCCCGCCCACUCGGGGGGGGGGGUCAUUCUUGGCCGUUUGCUUCAUCUCACCUUCAAAAAAAAAAAAGCAUCAGCGACGUCACGCCUUUCAUUUUCCAUCGUGGGAUCAAUCAUACGAUUGAUACAUCCUGGAAACCGAUAUUGUACUUUUCUAUGUCUACGUGUCGAAUGUGUUGCUUUAUUAUUGCUUAGGAUUGUGUGUACACGUAAAUAUAUUGUCAGUUUUGAUAAUGCGCAUGCUCUUUUUGGGAAUCGCAGGGGACACAUUGCUAUUGUUUUACAGAAGAGACAAAGGCGCACCCACGGUGUACAUUGUGCUUGUUUUGCUGACUAUUCGAUGCUUUUCUGUCAUUUGGGAAGCUGAGAAAGCCUGAGUUUGGAUGUUUGGAGUCACACAAAAGGUCACAUUGGACCCGAAAGCCGAGGCCCAAAGGCACGCACGUCUUAUCAACACGGGUGGUCCUCCGCUUAGCAUGGACUUCCUUUCCUGAGACUGAUGGGGGUGGAGCUUUAGUCGUUACCAUAACGACAGCGACAUCAACUCUCGCUGCACGUGCAACACAUGAAGGCCGUAUCGUAUUCAUAGAAAGACCAAACACAACAACGACAUCAGUCCCACAUCUCCAAAUCCAUGACCCCUACAGCCUUCAUCAGCAUCAGCCAUCUUUGUUAGGGUGCACCAUCAUAAUCGCCAAUUAACAUUAAAAAUAGCUCCCAUAACGCUCCAAUGAAAACAUCAGCAUCUUUGGCCAAAAACACCAACAAAAAAGGAAAGAUUACCUCUACUGUGCAUGUGAGCAAAUCAAGCGCUCCUUUUUUCUCCUGCCCGUGACGUUAACGGCCUGUCAUGUUUCAUGUUCUAGUGGUACCAAAUGCUCUGCACUGAGGGGAACAAACCCAUGGAGCACACACAAAACCUUAUCAGCCACCUGACACGCCUGCGCCACGGUCUUUGAAAACAGACCUCCGUGGCGUCACUCCAGCCGCUCGGCACAUGUGCCCCAAUACAGUGCACCUUGCUGGGCCACGGCGGGGGCCUCCUCCCCCUCCAUACUCUAAUCGUGGUGAUGUGGUGGUCGUAGUAAAGUCAGGAUAUUUCAAAAGGCACACUUGGUCAAAUCCUAAUUCGUCUCCAGGUGUGCACAAACUAUGUAAAAAGUGGAUGCAAAAAGGUCAUGGCUUCUCAGUAUUGGUUUGAAGAUAAAGAUAAAGAUAAAAAAUAAAGAUAUGGUGCAUCUCUCAUCUUUAUCCGUCAUGAUGGUGGCGGCCAGUACUGGUGGACGUGUCUCUGUUGAUUUUCACUUCCACGGUGAUGACUUUCCUUUCCUUUCCUUUCCUUUCCUUUCCUUUCCUUUCCUUUGGCGCACUGCCACUCGGGAGACGUUGCGAAGUGUAAAAAGUGAACUAAUAAGCGAUGUUAUUCUUCCUCGGUGUGGCAGAGGUGUACGGUAUUCUUCCGUAGUUUUUAAGUACUUUAUGGGAGCGCGUCGGUAGUAGAGGACCACCUGUACUUGAACGGCGUAAACCUGAUAAGUGUUUCCUCAAUACAGGGAUGUAAAAUAUGAACUCGCACUUUGAAACGUCUGCAAAAGCUCUGAUUGAAACGUACGGCGAGCACACAACACGGUUACCUGAAGUCAUGUGAUCAACCACUUGCCGGGUGCACAUGCUUGUGCUUUGAACGGCACAGAAAGGGGAAUCGCCACGCUAAUGUUUAUCUACGUGGCACUGAUAUGUUGCGUGCGACAGCUGGAGGCGUGGCCAAUCGUUCUGCUGAUGUUUGCCUGACAUUAAAAGGAUGACAAUCACAGCUUCGAAUGAAUGAAACGUUAGCCAACGCGAGCCACCGGAAGUCACAUCGGUGCCGUCCUCCUGGACGUGUACUGGUUCUGCGGAGUAGCCUGGACCUUGUGUGUGUGUGUGUGUGUGUGUGUGUGUGUGUGUGUGUUUCAGGCCAAGCCCUUCUCGUGCAGAUUUCUUUUGCCAAAGCUUCCACGUGAGGGCUGACACUCUGCUGAUGUUGCAUCUUUCAUUUUCACAGUAUUUAUUCUGAAUGAUAUAUUGCCACGUGUAUUUAUUGUGCUAAGUCGAUAGUUGAUAUCUUAAACAUUUUUGAAAUGCCGAUUGUGAGUUGUAAAGCUUCAUGUGCCUGGACUUUCAUUUGGGAUCUUUUAGAUUUUGUGAAAUGCAAACGUUUUGCACAACGUGAUGAUACAUUUUACGUGUUUAGACGGAAAGCUGCUUGCUUUAUUUUCUACAUGCUUUUGAAAUAAAUGUCAUUUGGUCUUCA